Daldinia loculata is the source of this 642-nucleotide messenger RNA. RefSeq lists its product as uncharacterized. The coding region runs from base 1 to 495 and encodes 164 amino acids. The transcript has 2 exons. The record is from RefSeq and is a predicted model, not a curated record. NCBI's taxonomy places the organism in Eukaryota, Fungi, Ascomycota, Sordariomycetes, Xylariales, Hypoxylaceae.
AUGGCAGAUAACCAUGAGCAUUACUGGUCGGUUUGGGUGCAACCAGCCAUAACCUUCGCCGUCGGCUUCAUCACCGCCGUGGUGGCCUACCUGGCGUUCCGCUCGCCCAUUAUAGGCAACAUUGCCGACGGUGUGGUAAACCUCACUAAUGCCUCAAACAAUGCGGCCGAUACAAUUGCCGCCGCUGUAACUACCGCCGCCGAUACAAUUGCCGCCGCUAUUACGAAGGCCAGCAACGAUAACGCCGAGGCCAUCGCCGCCGGAAACGCCGCCCUCCGGGACGAGCUGCGUAGCCUCCGGGCCGAACUCGAAAUUGGCCGGUGCCGGUGCCGAUGCCCUCCCGCCGCUGCCGCUACAGCCGCUACUAUGACCUCCUCUUCUCCUCCUCCGGCCGCAACCCUCCCGCCCGCUCCCGCCCGCUCCCACUCGGCCGCCGGUCCGAGCUACAUGGCGCCGACACAAGCGUCAGCGCGUCGGGGCCGCAGCUCCGAUUAGAGAGAUUGUCGUGGGAGAAAACUCACGUAAAUAAAACCCGCCAGAGGCGGAGCUAGUCGCAUACCUGACAUCGGCACCCGGUCGGGGGGCGAGACCCUGACCGGGCCGGGCAUCGGUCUGACGGGUCAGACGCUCAUCAUCAGCGUA